Molecule: messenger RNA, 1533 nt
Organism: Canis lupus familiaris (dog)
Lineage: Eukaryota; Metazoa; Chordata; Mammalia; Carnivora; Canidae
Gene: NOP53
Product: NOP53 ribosome biogenesis factor
Exons: 13
Coding region: 23-1480 (485 amino acids)
Biological process (GO): ribosomal large subunit assembly; rRNA processing
Cellular component (GO): nucleolus
Molecular function (GO): 5S rRNA binding
Source: RefSeq, a predicted model, not a curated record
GGGGAUUGCUUCCUUUGCCAAGAUGGCGCCGGAAGGUAGCGGCGGCGGCGGCGGGCGCUGCUCGAAAAGCGAGACCGACACCAGCUUCUUGGGUUUCCGGCCCACUUCGGUGGACCCGGCGCUGAGGCGGCGGCGACGAGGCCCAAGAAACAAAAAGCGAGGCUGGCGGCGGCUCGCUCAGGAGCCGCUGGGGCUGGAAGUCGAUCAGUUCCUGGAGGACGUGCGGCUGCAGGAGCGCACGAGCGGUGGCUUGGUGUCAGAGGCCCCGGAUGAGAAACUCUUCUUCGUGGACACCGGCUCCAAGAGAAAAGAGCUGGACAAGAAGAGGACCAGAAGCCAGAAAAGGUCACUUCUUCUCAAGAAGCCCCUUCGCGUUGACCUCAUCCUAGAGAACACAUCCAAGGUCCCUGCCCCCAAAGACGUCCUUGCCCACCAGAUCCCCAAUGCCAGGAAGCUCAAACGGAAGGAACAGCUAUGGGAGAAGCUGGCCAAGCAGGGCGAGCUGCCCCGGGAUGUGCGCAGGGCACAGGCCCGGCUCCUCAACCCUCCCGAGACCAAAGCCAAGCCUGGGCCCCAAGACACUGUCGAGCGGCCUUUUUACGAUCUCUGGGCCAAAGACAACCCUCUGGAGCAGCCCUUGGCUGGCCAGGACACCUUUUUCCUGGAGCAGACCAAGAAGAAAGGGGUGAAGCGGCCACCACAUCUGCACAUCAAGCCCUCCCAGGUCCCUGCCGUGGAGGUGACGCCUGCCGGAGCCUCCUAUAACCCAUCCUUUGAGGACCACCAGACCCUGCUACUGGCGGCCCACGAGGUGGAACUGCAGCGGCAGAAGGAGGCCGAGAAGCUGGAGCGGCAGCUGGCCCUGCCCGCCUCAGAGCAGCCUGCCACCCAGGAGUCUGCGUUCCAAGAGAUGUGCCAGGGGCUGCUGGAGGAGUCAGACGGGGAGGAAGAGCCAGGCGAGGGCCCGGACACAGUGCCGGAGGCUGGAGGAAAGCAGACUGAAGGAGCAGAGACAUCGCCCACACCUGUGCGCCUGGCCGCCAUGGAGAAGAAGACAGAGCAGCAGAGGCGGCGGGAGAAGGCCGCCCAGAAGAUGCGGGUACAGCAGGCCCAGGAGCGGGCUGCCCGGCUCCGGCACCAGGAGCUCUUCCGGCUACGCGGGAUCAAGGCCCAGGUGGCACGGCGGCUGGCGGAGCUGGCACGGCGGCGGGAGCAGCGGCGAGUGCGGCGGCUGGCGGAGGCAGACAGACCCCGCAGGCUGGGGCGGCUCAAGUAUCAGGCCCCUGACAUGGACGUGCAGCUCAGCUCGGAGCUGGCUGACUCGCUCAGGACUCUGAAGCCCGAAGGCAACAUUCUCCGUGACCGUUUCAAGAGCUUCCAGAAGAGGAACAUGAUUGAGCCUCGGGAGAGAGCCAAGUUCAAGCGCAAGUACAAAGUGAAGCUGGUGGAAAAGCGGGCGUUCCGCGAGAUCCAGUUAUAGCCAUCACUGAAUGCUGGAGCUCCCACCCUACAAUAAAACACCACUGAUCGACA